AUGGGAACUGCAGACUGGAGGCUGGCAUCAAUGAGUGGAAGUUUGAUUUGGGUAACAGGUAAAACAAGGUCCUCAUCACAACAGGUACCUCUUUUCUCAGAACUAUCACCCACGCUUAUUGUGGGUUUUAAAGAGCAAGGUGGUUCCCCUGUUGAAUAUAUAAAAUUUUCCUCAGUAGUUUCUGUGGCUCAUGAACAUCCAGCCACCAUCACUUUAUCUCGCAAAAAUUCAUUACAUGUCUCAUUAAUUGCACCAUCUUCUGAGGAGUCGUUUAGGUGGUUUAAAGCUGUAGAACUUGCACUCUCGGGUCGAAGAGGGAAUUCUUCUUUAACUACAGAGUAUCCUUCCUUGAGGGAAAUACAAUCACAACAAGAACAAGAAGAACAACAACAACAACAAGAAGAAGAGGAAGAAGAAGAACCGUUAGCAAAACUUCAGCAACCGCUUUCGACGACAAUAACUCGGACUUUUAGGUUACCAGAAAACACAGCACCAAAUGGAGUGCGUCAUGAUGAUAAUAUUUUACCAAAGUCUCAUAAAACAGUAACACUACCACGUAAUUUAGCGACGGACAAUGUACGUUUUGUAAGAGAAGAAACUAUGGUUCCUCAUGAUAUACAGUCUGAAGAAGAAAAAAUGAGUUUCCGUCUCCCUCCACGGCCACCUAAUUUGAAAGAACAGAAGCAUAAAGAUAAGGACACGGAGAAAUAUGCGAUUGAAGAGAAUAUACCACCUAGUUCUUCCCAGAAAUCUUCUGUAGAACGUGUUUCCUUGUAUAAACCACCAGAACCAAAGUUUAGACUAGUUGAUCCAGACUAUGCUCUUCUCGAGGAUGGAAUACAGGAAGGAAUCCCAUAUUUAGAUAGAGAUAAAAGAGGAUAUGAUAAUAUAAAUUUUUCUUCCUCACAUCCUUCCCAUCAUGGGAGGUCCUCUCUUACACCAAUGGAACAUUCCCCUCGAAGUCUUCAAGAGAUUCCAGAAACACGUCUUCCUUCAGUUUCUACAGGAUCUAAUACAGAUAAUGAUGUUAACGAUAACGAACCCCAGAAUAUGGAAGGAGAAAGAAUGGUACAAGAUAAUCCUACUUCUCUUCCUAAUUCAUUGUCUAGUGCUACUACUGCAACUAAUAACACAAUUGGUGUUAAUACUACCAAUAUAGAUGCAGAUACCGGAUUAUCAAAGCAAUUAGAACCGAACCAGAGUAAAGUAAUGAAUGAGAGAGAGUGGAAUCAUACUUUACCUUCAACUUCUCUUGUUCACCCAAAAGAAUUAGAGGAGAAGGAUGAAGUGAUUAAACAAAUAGAAAGGAGUUUAGCGAAACAAGAAUUAAUUCUUCCUAGUGAGGAAGAUCUAACUGGUCCUUUUCUUUUCUCACAGGAUAAUACAUCUGCUAUAGCAAAGGAUAAACUGGGACACCGUAAUAAUGAUAUAAUAAAUAACGGUGUUAGUAGUCGUAGUAAUGCUAAUAUUAGACCAAAUAUGGUAAAACCUCAAAAAGAAACUCCUCUGAGAACCUCUAUUUUAGCGCCAUCCUCUUUAGAGUUGUUGUUAGAUGAGGAUGACGUUAAAGAUGAUAAUAAACACAUAGUUUCAUCUUCAAGAGAGCCCUCAGCGGAGACAUUUCAAUUUGAUUACCCGGGUUAUUAUGGACAUAAAGUUGAUGAUGUCUCAUGGGAUAAGGAAGAUAAAUCACAGAAACAAGAAAUAUCAAAUAAAGAAGAAAUUGAAAAAAAAUCUUUUGAUCCUGAAAAAGAAAAGUCUUCUUCUUAUGGCCUUUAUCGGCAUUCUUCAGGUAAAUCUGCCACGUCAGUUUUUGGUCCAAAUAAAUCAAACGUAGUUCCUCGGGAAGAACGACUCCAUGACUUUCUCAGGAGUGGAAAAAGCAAGGAUCAGAUUAUACAACAAAGAAUAACGACAGAAUCCAUUAUUGACCGAAUAAUAGAGACACCUUCUCAGCGUGUUCAUAAAGAUAACAUUUUUUCAUCUUCUUCUUCUUCUACUCCUGCUCCCAUAGUUUAUGUACGUGGUAUUGAAAGUUCUUUAUCACGUAAACCAUCGACAGAGCGUGAAGAUAGUUAUUUGUAUCGUCCUAUUGAAGCUGUUGUAGCUGCAAUACCACGACAUAACUCACCUCAUACAAUAAGAACAUUACGGAGAUCGAGAAGUGUAGAUGGUGGAUUUCGACGGAGUUCCGUGAGUCGUUUUUCUUCAAGGGAUAUUACCCCUUUAAGAUUGCCUAGUGUAAGACCUUCUUCUGGGCAUGUCCAUGAUAAGUUACAACGAAAUAAUGGUCUUUAUGACAGACCUAGAUAUAGUGGUGUAGAUAAACGCAACACCGCAAGAAGAUCACCUAUUCGUGAAAAAACAAUGACAGUUAAUCAUGGAAGGGAUUCUCACUCCUUCAUUCAGUAUGCUGCUGUAGAGAUAAAUCAUCACGAUGAUGAACUCGUGCAUCAAAGUGGCUCUCACAGAGUACGAUCACGAAGUCCAUCCAUGGGUACAAGGCGAAAAAAAUCAGAAUAUAGAGAAAAGGAAAGAGAUGAGAGUUAUCAUCAAGACUGGGCUAAAAUUUUGAUGGAACCACGACCUUGUAAAAAACAUGCCAUUCGUAGCUAUGGUGGUACUAAACACUAUGUCUUUCUUACAGGGGAUGGUAUGCACGUUGUUUGUAUUCCCGCUGUAGUUUUUGAGAGACAGAUUCACAUGAACUACAGCAAAAGAAACCAAGGUGUAUUUGUUUCACUGAAAGAGGUGAUGUCUUUCUUUGGUGAAGAUUGCCGUGCGAUGGCGGUUGAACGCAUUGAUCAUGUUUCAUUGGGAACAUCAGAGGCGUUGACGCGUGAAUGGCAUCUGCAACGUUUAGGCCCAGAGAGACUUGUCUGUAUUGUAUCCCCAACACAUGCAUUUGUACUUGAGGCGGCCUCUAACGAAGAAGCAGAAUAUUUAGUUAAGGCAUGGAAUGCCUUCCUUUUAAAUGGGCAAAUUGUGUACUAA
Messenger RNA from Trypanosoma theileri, 2994 nucleotides. RefSeq lists its product as uncharacterized. The transcript has a single exon. The coding region runs from base 1 to 2994 and encodes 997 amino acids. The record is from RefSeq and is a predicted model, not a curated record. Lineage: Eukaryota; Euglenozoa; Kinetoplastea; Trypanosomatida; Trypanosomatidae.